Gavialis gangeticus (Gharial) is the source of this 3688-nucleotide messenger RNA. RefSeq names its product layilin (gene LAYN). The transcript has 9 exons. The annotation marks the transcript as partial. Lineage: Eukaryota; Metazoa; Chordata; Crocodylia; Gavialidae. Gene Ontology annotation, molecular function: hyaluronic acid binding. The record is from RefSeq and is a predicted model, not a curated record.
UUUGCUAUCUGUAUCUCCCCUGUUGCUUUCCUGAUAGCAGCGGACCUGUUCCUCAGAGGAGGACAGACAGUUUGCCGGGGUGGAACUCAGCGCCCCUGCUACAAGAUAGUGUACUUCCAUGAUGCCUCGCGGAGGAUCAGCUUUGCCGAAGCUCAUCAGGCCUGCAGAAGGGAUGGUGGGCACCUCGUCAGCAUUGAAUCAGAAGCGGAGCAGAGACUGAUUGAAAAAUUUAUUGAGGGGCUCUUGGCUUCGGAUGGAGACUUUUGGAUAGGCCUGAGGAGGAAAGGGGAGGACGUGGAUAACAGCACAGACUGUCAGGACCUGUACGCAUGGUCUGAUGGCAGCUCAUCCGGAUUUCGGAACUGGUAUGAAGAUGAGCCCUCCUGCGGGAGCGAAAUCUGUGUCGUGAUGUAUCACCAGCCCUCUGCCCCACCUGGUGUCGGAGGUCCUUAUAUGUUUCAGUGGAAUGAUGACAGAUGCAACGUGAAGAAUAACUUCAUUUGCAAAUAUCCUCUUGACAAGCCCACAAGUGCCCCGGAAGAGGACUCUCAUGUGGGGUCUCUGAAACCAACGUCCCCAGAAGAACCGAUCAAAGAGGAGACUCAUGUAAAAGAUGUUGUCAUAGGAUCCCUGAAACCAACAUCCCCAGAAGAACCGAUCAGGGAGGAGGCUAAUGUAACACUUAAAGAAGCCAAAGAACCUGUUUUGAGUCUUGCCUAUAUCUUAAUCCCCAGCAUCCCUCUGCUCCUCCUCCUGAUGGUCGUUACAGCCAUCUUCUGUUUUUGGCUUUUCUCAAAGAGGAGACAAGACCGAGUAGACGCAAGUCCAAAGGAGCAGGAUGUCUGGCUCUCUCCCCAAAGGCCAAACAGUCCCAAUCUGGAGAUUUACAAUGUAAUUAAAAAACAAUCAGAAGCAGAUCUGGCUGGAACCAGGCCUGACACUAAGAUUUCCUCCUUCCAUUCGCCUGGAGACAAUAUGCUGGACAACCUCUCUGGGGAUUAUGAGAACGUGGCUGUGAACACUUCUGAGAGCGGCUUUGUGACAUUGGCCAGUACUGAGAGUGGCUUUGUGACCAACGAGAUCUACGAGCUGUGCAGUGACCGGGUGGGGAGAAGCAAGGAGUCGACCUGGGUAGAAAAUGAAAUAUAUGGUUACUAAGGAGACUGGAAACCCUUGGAUGUGGAUGAUGCAGGAAAUAAAAAUCAGAGUUAUGCAGUGAUAAUGGGCAUGAAAGAGCAUCCUAGUUUCAGAUCUUCCUUCUGCUCUCUCCUUCCUUUUUUUCUAGGGACACAACUUUUUUUAAACAGUCAAACUCAAUGCAUCUGUCUCGCUUUGCAUCCAAUGCCCUGUUCUUUCAGAGUUUUGGUUGCUUUUUCUGUUGGACGUACAAAUUUCCCGAGCUCCAGACCUGAUGUUUUUCUAUGUGUUUGCAACAGAAAACACAAUCCACAUCCCAUUUUUGUAUGGUUUAAACGGACCUCCCCCUAAGGAAGUUGUAUGUCACUUGCUGAGCCAUCCUUGCUUUCUCACAGCUGCUUCUGAGACUGCUGCUGUGGUUUGGAGUUGGUCGUUGUUUCCACCCCAAUGGUGGUUUAGUGAAAGAGUUUCUCUGCUGGCUGGUUUGCAGCCCUGACACUCAUGCACCUGUAUGGGACUUGAUAGUGUAGCCUGUGCUCCAUUCCCUCCCUCUUAGUUUCAUGCAACCUGAGACAUCUCAGACCCAGCACUUACCAGUGUGCCAGGCAUAAGGCUUAAUUUUUUGAAGUAGCCAGAGAAAUGAAUCAUUUCACAAGUCUCAGCAGAUGCUCUGGAUUUGUACAGCUGAUCCUUCCACUGCUCUUAUUCUUCUGGCAAGACAAUGGCAAAGUGAGGAUGCAAGAAACACCUGCUGCAAAUGAGGAAAGGGUCAUUGCAAAGCAUGUUUAAAUGGCCUUAGAAGUUAUGGCAACUGAGCGGCGGGGUGUUGAGUCUGUGUCAUCCCUGGACAUCUAGAGAUAUGUAACAUGCCUUCCGUGACCAACUAACACCUGGUUCCUGUAGAUUAAACGUCCUGUUGCUGUCGUAUUCUAGAUUCCCCCUUCUGCCGGGGACCUGUCCUGGGCUCCAUGAAGACUGUCCAGGGCUGCUCAUCUCAGUGUGAGCGGGGUUACGAGACAAGAAUGUUUCGUGGGGUUUCUAAGCAUGUGGAGGAACUCCAGGGCACAUGCAGUCCAGAGAGAUGGUGCGAGGGUGUGUCAUCCCUGGACAUUCAGAGAUAUGCCAAGAGUCUGCAAGAAGUCACCUGAGGCUGGAGUUUGCAUCCAAAUCUCCACCAAACCAUAUUGGGAUCUAUGCGUGAAUAUAAAGGAGCCGUGGCAGGUCUGUGGUUGAGCUGCAUUCCUACCUGGAGCAGUGAAGGGAAUAACAUUGCACAGUUGAGCCAUAGAGAUGUGGCAUGAGACCUUUGUUGCUAUGUUAAGCUCUGAAACAAGUUACGAGACGAUGAGCAGAGAUGUCUGGUACCUAUUUUAGUCAGCACCUGGUGUGUUCUGACACCUUCUGAAGCACAAUGUGACAGCCCCUGAAUCGUGAGAAUGAGAUGUAGGUCUCACAAUGGAGGGACACCCCUCACACACACCUCCCCCCACCACACUCAUAUCCCUUCACUUUUAGCAUCUCGUCUCCUCUUUUUUGUCCGGAAGGAUAAUGCAAAUCCAACAGUCAUGUGGGUGGCUACCUAACAUGAGUCGGAGCAUCAGGCAGCCUUUCUUGGAAACUGCUGAAACCAAGACCAACAGCGUGCAAACCUUGUGGGUCUGUCAGCAGGCAGGGAUUUCCUGAGAACGGCUGGCCUGUGACUUUGAAUUUGUGACACCCCAGAAGGGUAGGGACCAAGGAAUCACUUUCGUUUCCUGUGCGUCCUUAAGAGGCAGUGUCAGCCCUGAAGCAAGCUCUGUUCCACGUGCCGGCAGAGGGGCAUCUUCCCAAAUACCAGUUCAUUUCUAGCAGCCAGGCAUUAUCAUGCUAACCAGUCCCGUACAGCAACCUUAGCUAUAGCUGUUGGGUGAGGUGCGCUCUGCUGAGAAGCCCAUGAGUAAGGCAGGGUGGGACCAGGGAGAAAGCACUGAUAUUUGGGUUUACUGUUAACUGGCUUACUGUUUAGGGUUCGACCAUCUGUUUUCUGUUUGUGGGGGUUUGUGCAUAGUCACAAUGUGUGGGUCGGUAAGCAAGGUCUAGUGUGCUCCAUAGGAAACAUGAGCUAAACCAUGUGGCAAGGUCCCUGCACAGCAUGUUAGGGCUGCAGAGAGGGGCUCCAGUGUCAAAGCCAGACUGUCCUGAAAACUAAGAUUCCUACUGAAUUAAAUCUAGAAAUACAUAUGCUCCGAGCAGCAUCCCCGCCCCCAGGUACUGGAUACUUGAUUCCGUUUCUUCGGGGCUGGCCCCACUGUGCAUAGUUGGAGGACUGCAGGGGGGCGGUUUUUAUUGGACUUGCCUGUCUAGAAGAGUUGGCAGCAGGACACUGGAGCCAGGCCAGGUGUUUAGGCUGCUAGGCAGCUGAGAGAGGCAGUUUGGGUUUGGGAGAUCAGUGCAUGAGCUGGAUGCAGAAGUAAUGGCCAUUAAUACAGUGCUUAAUGGUGCCACUGAGAUGUGCAUAAUGUGGAAUAUGUUGCUGACACCCCGACGAGAUGGUAAGAUACCGUCCAGUCUG